CCCACUCUGGUCAGCACUGACAUUGGAGCUGUGAUCACUAAAGUCCAGAGGUUGUUUGAAGCUCCCACUGAUUAUAUUACAUUCAGCUCUAUCCAUGGUUGGUUAUCAGAGGCCAAAGCAGUGGCCAAUAGGAACGAGGUUCCUCCAAAGUGCCCUGACCAGUUGGUGAUAUCCUCAGAGCUCCUGAGGACCAUCAUUGGUCUGACAACCAUCCUAAUCUAUUGUGGGACACUGGAGAAAGGCAUCGCCGGCCCCUCACAGAUGACAUCAUCAACCAACUGUGUGGGGUAAUAGUUACGAAGAAGAAGAAGAAGAAGAAGAGGAGGAGGAGGAGGAGGAGGAGGAGGAGGAGAAGAAGAAGAAAAAAGCCAACUGACAUCUGGGGUGGGACCAAAUCCUUGAGAUGACAAACAUCCAUACCAACCUUCACCACUACGGUGGCACAGACAAGAUCUUGAAGGUUGCCACAACUUACAGAGCCACCAUGCUAACUAGCCACAUGGUUCACCUUGUGGUCGAAAAAAUUUCAACAACAAAGAAGUUGGUAAUAAUGCCAGGUCGCAGUUGUAAAUGAGAACUUGUUCUCAACUGGCUUACCUGGUUAAAUAAAGGUGGCACAGUCCAUUCCACCAGGCUUUGCCCCGGCACAGUCCAUUCCACCGCCAGGCUUUGGUGCUAAUGCCAUGCCAUGCUUUGGCCAACAAGUCAUCCUGAAACAAAUUGUCGUCCGAUUCCUGGAGAAGCUCUCUCCUCCUGCAUCAAACGGCAACAUCCUUCCCUUUGGCCAAGCAGCUCUGCACGCUGGUUCAGACAAUCGU
Messenger RNA from Coregonus sp. 'balchen', 818 nucleotides. The record is from the annotation of a GenBank genome assembly. NCBI's taxonomy places the organism in Eukaryota, Metazoa, Chordata, Actinopteri, Salmoniformes, Salmonidae.